UCGCACUGUCAACGGCCAGCACGACGCAACGGCAAUGACAGCUCGAGAUUUUCUUAACAAUCAUGCCUGCCAAUUGCCAUCAAACCGAACCAAAACAAUUCGUACGAUGAGUAGCCAGAGUACGUUUUUCUACGAGCUGGUACGCAAAUCGGAGGAUGAGAUCACUUUAACGCUGAAUGAAACACCAUCUCUGCUGACCCAAACAGACGAGAGCGCUCGGUUGUUGAUCCACUGGGCAGCACUCAGUGGGCGGGAGCCGCUCGUUAAAAGCAUCCUCGAACACCACCCGGAACAGCUGAACGCGGAAGAUGAUUCGAAGUACACGCCCCUCAUACUGGCCACGCUCGGGGGACAUCUGCCGGUGGUGACGCUGCUAACGCUUCGCGGCGCUACCCUGGACAAUCGCAACUCGUUGGGCCAUUCCGCACUGCAGUAUGCCUGCUCGAAAGGGUUCGUACCGAUCGCCCGCUAUCUGGUGGAGCUCGGUGCGAACGUGAACAUACUGGACGGGCUGAAGGAAACGCCACUGCACCGGGCGGCGACCCGCGGCAUGGAGGAACUGAUCGUGCUGCUGCUCGAGCACGGUGCCAACCCAAACAUACCGAACAGCGUCGGCAAUACGCCGCUCCAUCUGGCGUGCGAGGAAGACCAGCGUUGCUGUGCGUUACGAUUGAUCAAAGGUGGCGCAUCGACGUUUGUGGAAAAUCGGGACGAAAAAACUCCGCUCGAUCUAGCGACACGUGCCACACGCACGGCACUUACAAACGCCGCAGAGGAGGUCGCCUCCUAGAAGGGGCACUACUGCAUAGAAAAAACAAAUCUUUUGAAGGGUCAUCGGUUCGGUUUUACAAUCGUGCGCCCAAAAGCUUAUCGGACGCGGUCAACGUGUUAAAAUAUAUUUUAUUAUACCUAAACGCUUUCUCAUUUCCGGUUGACGUUCGCUUUAAUUAAAUAUUCUAGUUAUUUGCUUGUAGAGGCGACUUUGACGGCUCCGCCUGCCUGGAGUUAGCAGUUUUCGACCUCGCCUUAGCUGGCGCCCUUUCCCUGGAGAGCCUGAACUUUUUUUUUCUCACAAUAAAAUGGUAAAACAUGAUCAAAAUAAA
Anopheles stephensi (Asian malaria mosquito) is the source of this 1103-nucleotide messenger RNA. RefSeq names its product 26S proteasome non-ATPase regulatory subunit 10-like. Bases 35 to 790 code for a protein of 251 amino acids. Gene Ontology annotation, molecular function: protein binding. The record is from RefSeq and is a predicted model, not a curated record. The transcript has 2 exons. NCBI's taxonomy places the organism in Eukaryota, Metazoa, Arthropoda, Insecta, Diptera, Culicidae.